Zymoseptoria tritici IPO323 is the source of this 1764-nucleotide messenger RNA. RefSeq lists its product as uncharacterized. The transcript is spliced from 2 exons. NCBI's taxonomy places the organism in Eukaryota, Fungi, Ascomycota, Dothideomycetes, Mycosphaerellales, Mycosphaerellaceae. The record is from RefSeq and is a predicted model, not a curated record. Gene Ontology annotation, molecular function: magnesium ion transmembrane transporter activity; cobalt ion binding; magnesium ion binding. Bases 1 to 1764 code for a protein of 587 amino acids.
AUGGAGACUAGAAGCGGCAUUAUAGAAGCUGAAGAUUACUACACAUCCAUCAAUAACGAAGAAGUUCAAAGCAGCUUUCGAAGUCUCGACGAUCCAGACUGCAUCGACUACCUACUCAAUGCAGCUCAAUCUAGCGAGAGGGAGAAUUUCGUGCUCGACUUUAGCGAUCGAGCGGCAUACUGUGCUUUCGACCUUGCUCAAGACUCCUUCGCCGCCUUGCUCGAUGCAGAAAGGCCUGCGGCGCUGAGCACUCGCUGGGUCAACAUAUGGCGUCCGUUCCAACAUUCUGCAGUCAUCGAGCUUCUCGCCAGACGUUACGACUUCUCACCACGUCUCCUCGCGCUGAUGUGCUCAGAUCCCAAAGCUCCAAGACAUUCCCAAUCUCGCACCACUCUGUCAAAGUCAACACAGAAGCGAGGUUGGGGACGUCGCUCACCCGCAUCAAGUGCGCCAGCAGAGAACGAAUACUUCAUCGACCAAGACGAGCUCUCCGCCCACUCGACCAUCUCCAGCAAAGACUCCUCCUUCCAAGGCAACCUCUAUAAAAUCGUCGACGACAUCUGGCACUACUCCUCCAUCGACCUCGGCCGCAGCUACAUCUGCGUAGGCUACAAUACACUCUACGGCACCAAAACUCAAACAUCCUCCUCUGCCACUACCUCCUCUGCCACCACCGAAGACUCCCCCCUCCCCGACGUAACCCGAAUCUGGACCUGGCUCAUACUCUGCGAAAACUCCACCGUAAUCACCCUCCACGAAGACCCCUUCCCCUUCUCCCACCCCACCGCUCUCUCCCACCUCCAACUCCGAAUCCUCUCCACCACCCGCCAAAACCUCCUCAACGUCUUCCGCUCCCUCUCAACUCUCCACUCCAUCCCUCUCCUGUCCCACAACCCCUUUGCCCUGCUCCCCAUCCGCACCCGUCUCGGCUGCACCCCCUCCGAAACCGCUCACCGUCCCUCCGACGCUCCGGGAUUGCUGUUCUACUACCUCUUCGAAAACUGGCACAAUAGCUACACCCUCGUCGUACGCAAGGAGUCGCGGUAUGGUUCCGAGCUCGCUUCCUUGCGGAGGGAAAUGUUCGCUCAACCCCGGCUUCAUCAUAUCGAUCGGCUCGAUGGGUUGGGGAAGGAAUUGAAUGUUCUGAAACGGCAUUAUGAGUCGUAUGUACGACUUAUCGACAGGAUACUGGAACCCCAACUCCCUACCGCCGCGAGUCUGAAUAAUAGCCAAGUCGUGGGGAGUAGUGCGGAUAGUCGGCUCAGUCUGGAUACCGUGCGGCCGGUGGUACUGGAAAAGGACAGCCUGCUUGGCGUAGCUCUCAGCUCUGCGCCACGAGCGAGGUUUGGACGGUUGAGGGACUUGAUCCGGUCGUAUGCGUUGGAGGAGGUGGAGGGGUAUUUGAAGGAGAAGGAGGGGUUGGUGGCGAUGAAUUUCUCCCUCAUCUCUAUCAGGCAGUCGCAGUCGGUCGAUCGACUAACGAGGGUGACACUGUUGUUGACGAAAGCUACGAUUUUGUUCUUACCGGUUUCGUUCAUGACGGGCUUCUUCAGUGUGCCGUUGUCGGACUCGCAUCAGGAUGGAUAUACCAUGCAGACAUUUUGGGUGUGCUUCGCGGUGAUAUUCGCGCUGAGUUGGUUGGCUUUGUUUCUAUUCGGAGCUUUCAGCGGCAAUCUACAGACUGGCGAGGUGGUGAGGGGUAUCAUCAACGGGUUCGUGGCAUUGGGAAGGAUGAUCAGGAAAGCUCGUGAGCGGGGACGUUGA